Molecule: messenger RNA, 1050 nt
Organism: Cylicostephanus goldi
Lineage: Eukaryota; Metazoa; Nematoda; Chromadorea; Rhabditida; Strongylidae
Source: the annotation of a GenBank genome assembly
AUGGAGCUUGGUGACGAACCGAGAUUCCUGACUAGAGAAGAGCGAGCAGCGCUAGCUCUCCAACGACGUGCGGAGCAGGUGGAAAAAAUGAGAGAGAAUCAAAGAAGGAUAGAGGAAGCUCGUAAACAGUUCGAAGCAGAAGCUAAGAAAACAGAUCGUGAACGCGAAAGAGACCGAGAUCAUGAUAGAAAUCGCGAUCGAAGCAGAGAUCGACGAGAUCGCAGCCGAUCCAGAGAUCGGAAGGAUCGUGAUAAACGUGAUAGAAGUCGAAGUAGGGAGAAGGACAGAGAUCGUGACAGAAGAGGCAGGAGUAGAAGUCGGGAUAGAGAGCGGAGGGACCGCAGCAGGAGUAAAGAAAGGAGAGAUCGGGACAAGGAACCGCGAACAUCUCGCUCAGACAAGCCAGAAGAAGACACUUUCGACCUGAAUAAGCUCCAAGAAGCUGUGAAAGUACGCUAUCUUGGAAUGCAGAAAGAAAAAAAGAAAAGAGGCAGACGACUGCACGAGCGAAAAUUCGUUUUUGACUGGGAUGCAUCAGAGGAUACGUCACAAGAUUACAACAAACUCUAUCAAAAGCGGCAUGAAGUGCAAUUUUUUGGACGUGGAGCCAUCGCUGGUAUCGACGUAAAUGCCCAGAAGAAGAGUAAUAAUGUCUUCUACCAGCAGAUAAUGGAAAAAAGGCGUACAGAAGAAGAGAAACUCAUGGAGAAAGCAAGGUUGGAAAAGGAAAAGAUGAAGGAGCGAAAGUCUGCGCACGAUGAUAGACACUGGAAGAUGAAACCUCUGAACGAAAUGACAGAGCGUGAUUGGCGCAUAUUCCGCGAAGAUUUCAACAUCUCUAUAAAGGGUGGUCGAGUUCCCAAACCAAUUAGAUGUUGGGAAGAGUGUGGCCUCCCCGAUGAAGUUUACCAAGCCAUACAGAAGGUUGGUUACAUAGAGCCUACCCCUAUCCAACGGCAAGCCAUCACCAUCGGACUACAAAAUCGCGACGUAAUUGGUGUUGCUGAAACAGGUUCCGGUAAAACGGCCGCAUUUUUGAUCCCGUUGCUG